Messenger RNA from Lemur catta (Ring-tailed lemur), 1774 nucleotides. RefSeq names its product hydroxyacyl-CoA dehydrogenase (gene HADH). Gene Ontology annotation, biological process: fatty acid beta-oxidation. Bases 101 to 1045 code for a protein of 314 amino acids. The record is from RefSeq and is a predicted model, not a curated record. The transcript is spliced from 8 exons. Gene Ontology annotation, cellular component: mitochondrion. Lineage: Eukaryota; Metazoa; Chordata; Mammalia; Primates; Lemuridae. Gene Ontology annotation, molecular function: (3S)-3-hydroxyacyl-CoA dehydrogenase (NAD+) activity; NAD+ binding.
CGCGGCGCCGCCAGGGUGUCCGCCCCAAAAGGUCGCCCGGCCGCCGGCGCCCGCGGAGCCUGCCUCGCCCGGGACCUGCCGCUCCUGUCGCCGCCGCGCCAUGGCCUUCGUCACCAGGCAGUUCGUGCGCUCCGUGUCCUCCUCGUCCGCCGCCUCGGCCGCCGCCAAGAAAAUCGUCAUCAAGCACGUGACGGUGAUCGGCGGCGGGCUGAUGGGCGCGGGCAUCGCGCAGGUUGCCGCAGCGACUGGCCACACGGUGGUGUUGGUGGACCAGACAGAGGACAUCCUGGCAAAGUCCAGGAGGGGGAUCGAGGAAAGCCUCAGGAGAAUGGCUAAGAAGAAGUUUGCAGAAAACCCCAAGGCUGGCGACGAGUUUGUGGAGAAGACCCUGGGCAGCACAUCCACCAGCACGGACGCGGCGGCCGCGGUGCACAGCACGGACCUGGUGGUGGAGGCCAUUGUGGAGGACCUGGCCGUGAAGAACGACCUCUUCAAAAGGCUGGACAAGUUUGCCGCUGAACACACAAUCUUUGCCAGCAACACUUCCUCCUUGCAGAUCACCAGCAUCGCCAACGCCACCACCAGACAGGACCGGUUCGCUGGCCUCCAUUUCUUCAACCCCGUGCCGAUGAUGAAGCUCGUGGAGGUCAUUAAAAUACCCAUGACCAGCCAGAAGACGUUCGAAUCUCUGGUGGACUUCAGCAAAGCCCUGGGAAAGCAUCCUGUUUCCUGCAAGGACACUCCCGGGUUCAUCGUGAACCGUCUCCUGGUGCCGUAUCUCAUGGAAGCCAUCAGGCUGCACGAGCGAGGUGACGCGUCCAAGGAGGACAUUGACAUCGCGAUGAAGUUGGGAGCCGGGUACCCCAUGGGGCCGUUUGAGCUGCUGGAUUAUGUCGGGCUGGACACUACAAAGUUCAUCGUGGACGGGUGGCACGAACUAGACGUGAAGGACCCCAUGUUUCAGCCCAGCCCCGCCUUGGACAAGCUGGUGGCCGAGAAGAAGUUUGGCAAGAAGAGUGGAGAAGGCUUUUACAAGUACAAGUGACGCGCAGCCCGUCUGGCUCCGAGCGGAACCGGUGAGCGCCCGCCAGCCACGCCGGGUGCCCGGGCGUGCCCUGCGGUCAGACGUCCCCUCGCCGGGCAGCGUCUGCUGUGAUCUCAAGUGAUUGGUGACGUUAGUUACAGUAACAGGUUCCUCCACUGGGUACGGAUGCCCUUUUUCAGUCUGUCCAUUUCUGCGUAUUUUCUAGAAAGCUUUACACCCUCGGUGCCUUAGAGCAAACGUUUCUUUUUAACCGUGCCGUUUGGGGAAAGAACCGCCUGCUGCGUUCCCUCCCCCCGGGGACAGUCCUUCCGCUGGGAUCGAGGGACACGGAGGGCACCGGCACCACGCAGGGGUGUCACGAGCCGCUGGCACCUGCCUGGUGCCCGUGAAGGGCCGCAGCAGGCGGCUCCCGAGUCUUGCCUCUGUGAGAACGUCUCGCUGCCCGCAGCUUCGAGCCUCACCUGCGUUCCGGGCACGUGCGCUGCUCUGUCUUAUUCGACUUGUGAUUAAGACGUGUGGCUGGGUUGCUGGGACUCUCUCUGGGCUCCGGCUGCCGGGAGACGGCUGUCUUCAUGGUCAUCCGGACCCACACACCUUAAUGAUUCCUGUCUCUUUUUUCCCCCUGAGAAAUCGGUGUUGCAAACAGCCUAUGAAUUGACUCUGAUACAACAUAAUCUUUUAGUCUGUGAAAAUUUGAAUUCAAAUAAACAUGUCUAAUUUAAAAAUUGU